AACGUUCCCAUCCCUGUGGAGAUCAUGGAUGCAAUGUGGAAGCCUGACGAGUACCAAGCAGCAAAUCUCUACGGCAUGGCUUGCAUUUUGGUGGUGGUCAUGCUUCCAAGCAUCAGCAUGGAACGCAAAUUUGGAGACAAGCUUCUCGCCACCCCAAACGCGAUGUUGCUACUCCCAAGAUCAAAGUUUCACGACAGUGCCAACGUCCUCAUCCUCCUUCAUGUGGUUAGUAUACCAUGGAUCCAUAUGAGCUCUAAGUUCUACAUCUUCUCUGAUCGAUUGAGAGAAACCCAAUUCAUCAGGUUAUUAACUUUGGCAUGUACUCCCUCGCACUCUACGCGACGUGGGAGAAGAUAGUGCGCAUCCACGACUCACCAAGCUACGUGAAGCGAACGUUGUCCCGGAUACCAGUGUUCCUGGCGCUGUGGAUCACUGCUCUCGCCUUCCCUUUCUUCAGUGCAAUCAACAAGCUCUUGGACGCCAUCCUUGUGUCCUGGAACUUCUUCAUCAUCCCGUGCGCGGCUUACAUUGCAGUCUUUUGGUUGCCACAGCCGCGGCGAGGCUCCAAAUCCCUGUCGAGGCUGGGCUGGGCGGUGGAUUUGAGCGUUUGCCUGGGCACUAUCCUGUGGAUGCUGGUCAUGCAAUGUGGGCUGGGCUUGUGGGGCAACGUCCACACUUUCGUCAAGGUGUUGGAGGGAACCAGGCCCUUUCCAAAGUGCUAUCGCUGCGCACCUCCAAAGUAGAGAACAAUUCUCCUUC
Messenger RNA from Selaginella moellendorffii, 759 nucleotides. Its product is annotated as auxin transporter-like protein 3. Lineage: Eukaryota; Viridiplantae; Streptophyta; Lycopodiopsida; Selaginellales; Selaginellaceae. The transcript has 2 exons. The coding region runs from base 318 to 743 and encodes 141 amino acids. The record is from RefSeq and is a predicted model, not a curated record.